Messenger RNA from Pygocentrus nattereri (red-bellied piranha), 2329 nucleotides. Its product is annotated as chromaffin granule amine transporter. The transcript is spliced from 15 exons. Bases 611 to 2140 code for a protein of 509 amino acids. Gene Ontology annotation, molecular function: serotonin:sodium:chloride symporter activity; xenobiotic transmembrane transporter activity. Lineage: Eukaryota; Metazoa; Chordata; Actinopteri; Characiformes; Serrasalmidae. Gene Ontology annotation, biological process: aminergic neurotransmitter loading into synaptic vesicle; xenobiotic transport; transmembrane transport. The record is from RefSeq and is a predicted model, not a curated record. Gene Ontology annotation, cellular component: terminal bouton; synaptic vesicle membrane.
UAGGGCAACGUCUGGGUCCAGACUCAGACGUUCCGCCUAUUAGUGACCUCUGCUAUAGAAACUGAAAUGGGUUUAGUCUUAUGUAACAAGCGUCCAAAGGUAGAGAAACUAAAGCAGUUUGUCUGCCCUGCAGCAGCUCUAAUUCUAUUUCAGAAACUCAAUCACACACUGAAAUGGCUUCUCUGGAGCACCAUGUACAUCCUAAACCGAUAAAACAUCUCUCACGUUGUAAACCCACCCCCCCAAAAAAAACCUGAUUAGGAGUAAAUACCUGUUAUGACCUGCCCUACACUGAAACACAUAUUGCCCAAACCUUUUGAGCCUUUUAGAAGAGCUUAGAGGCAAGAGAAUGUGUUUCAUUUGGAACUCGGCCUUUUUUAAGCACCUUAUUUCCUAAAUGCUGCAGAACGUUUGUAUUUCAUAGUAGUUUCUAUGUAGUCACUGGAUAGGAAGCAUUGACAAUAAUAACUGAGUAACACAUUAAAAAGCACUUAAUGACAUCAUGAGUCUCUGUUACUAGGCUGGGACGAGACUGUGAUGUGACAGUGUGUGAGUUGCGAUGUGUGUAACCGAGUGUUUCUGUGUGUGUGUGCAGUGAAAGGUUUUGGACAUGGCCGUGGUGAACCCUAUGGAAUGGAUCAGGAACAGCAGGGGCUCUCCCCGCCUUGUGCUUGUGGUGGUGUGCGUGGCCCUGCUACUGGAUAACAUGCUGUUGACUGUCGUCGUUCCCAUCAUCCCUACCUUCCUGUACAACACAGAGCACCAGGGAAGUGUCCUCUCCUCCUCCCCAUCCCUCUCUCCUCCCAGCACAGGACAACCAACCUUCUCCUCCAUUGUCUCCCUCUAUGAUAACACCACCUACACACUCAUAACGCCCCCCAGCAACCUGAGCAGCCCGUCCACCCCUCCACCGGACGGGAACGUCUCCGGCUCAUCUGAGUGCAAAGACGACAGUGAGUUUCUGGAGGAGGAGAACGUGAGAGUAGGGCUGCUGUUUGCCUCAAAAGCUCUGGUGCAGCUUCUGGUCAACCCGUUUGUGGGUCCGCUGACCAACAGGAUUGGAUACCACAUACCAAUGUUCGCUGGUUUUGUCAUAAUGUUUGUCUCCACAAUAAUGUUUGCUUUCUCAGGAACAUACACUUUGCUGUUUUUUGCUCGUGCACUUCAGGGCAUCGGCUCCUCCUUCUCCUCUGUUGCAGGACUGGGCAUGCUGGCCAGUGUGUACACAGAUGAUGAUGAACGAGGGAUUGCUAUGGGUAUAGCGCUGGGAGGACUGGCCAUGGGUGUACUGAUUGGCGCUCCUUUCGGAAGCGUGAUGUAUGAGUUUGUGGGUAAAAGCUCUCCUUUCCUCAUCCUGGCCUUUCUGGCUCUAUUUGAUGGAGCACUCCAGCUUUGUAUUCUCCAGCCCUCUAAGAUAUCUCCAGGGAGUGUGGAGGGCACAUCACUGCUAACUCUGCUGAAAGACCCUUAUAUACUCAUCAGCGCAGGGUCUUUGUGCUUUGCCAACAUGGGCGUGGCCAUCCUAGAGCCCACUCUCCCUAUAUGGAUGCUGCAGACCAUGUGCUCACAAAAAUGGCAGCUGGGUGUGGCUUUUCUACCAGCCAGUGUGUCAUACCUGAUUGGGACCAACUUGUUCGGCCUGCUAGCCAACAAAAUGGGCAGGUGGUUGUGUUCCAUGAUUGGGAUGACCAUCGUUGGCAUCAGCCUCAUCUGUGUUCCUUUGGCCCAAAACAUCUAUGGCCUCAUUGGCCCCAAUGGAGGACUGGGAUUUGCUAUUGGAAUGGUUGACUCAUCCAUGAUGGCAAUAAUGGGUUACCUGGUCGACAUCAGACAUGCCUCUGUUUAUGGGAGUGUGUACGCUAUUGCAGAUGUGGCACUUUGCCUGGGGUUUGCUGUAGGCCCAUCUACAGGGGGUGCCAUUGUGAGAGUGAUUGGGUUUCCAUAUCUUAUGGUGAUCAUCGGCAUUGUCAACAUUCUUUAUGCACCCCUCUGCUUCUUCCUCAAAAACCCUGCUAUACGAGAGGAGAACAUGGCCAUUAUAAACCAGGAGUGUCCCAUGCAUGUAAAGAGCUACAACACACAGCGCCAGUGCAGGGAGUUCCCACUGAGUGACGACAGCGAGGUGGACAUGGAGGAGUAGGACACACACUCACUCCUCCCUAAGUGGUGUUAAAGUGUGACGAAGUAUAAGCACCUCUUUGGAACCGAUUUUUUACGCUGAGUGCUGAUGGUAAUUUGAUUGGCUGUGCUGUACCAUUACACACAUUAUGAAGCUGUGCUGCAUCAAGCUGACUCAAACGCUCAAAUAAACACUGUGGGUAACAGCGUC